AACAUGCGGCACAAACUGACUUGCCUCGAUUGUCACUUUGUCAUGUGUGCUAGUUUCGGAAACAGCGUGGAACGUUAUACCAUCUGCGCUUUGUUUUUCGAGGAAUGAUAACUUUGAUUAAUUAAGAUCUCCGAUUUAUCGAGUUCUGUAGCCAAUGUUGCGAUGACUGAACAAAAUGUAUUAUCAACCAGCUGGUUAGCGUCUUGUGAGUUGUGACAUGUGAGGAAUUUGUGGAUUUGGUGCCAUUGGUGCGCAGAGUAGAUCCGGAAACCUGUUGCUGUAUUCAGUUUAUAGUGAUGUUGCACGCAUUACUGCAUGGCGUGCAUUCCAUAGCUUUCCUUUCGAAUGGAAAAAGUUGUCAGCAUUCUGCGCGCCGAACGUUUGCAUGAUUUGGAUUCAGAUUGCAGCAAGCUGUUGGGACACCUAGAUCAAAUUCGCAAUGGCCACAGAUUCUACAAAUUCGCUGUUGACUUUCAAGACCAUUGCCGAAAUUCCCGCAUUAACGCAAUCGAAAUGGAUGAGCGGCAAGUGCGUAACAAUGACAUCCGACCGAUACAUCACGGUGUGCGAUCAGGGCGGUCUGUGGUCAAGCCCCUCGGUGACCUAUAUCGAUCUGGCUGGCGGCAAGGGAUCGCAAGUCUUCACGGUCGUGUACAAGCGGCACGGAAUGGACGGACGCAUCGUCAGCGCCACUCGCAGUCCCAACGGGAAAUUAUGCAUAAUGCAGAAUGCCGGCAAUGUGGUAUGGAUAACGGGUGCCGCUGGUUUUGAUGCGGGAAACGAUCUGACGGUCAGCAAUGGGCGGUGGCCGAUACAGUUCACGGGAUGGCUGGACGAUAAUCGUAUUGUAGUCAUCCCCGGGCGGGAAAUCUUCCACGUGGAUAUGACAGGAAAGGCCAGCGCCAAAUUACAGUUGUCGGAGACUUUUGUGAAAAAUCAUACGAUAACUGAUUACCAGCAGAGCCAGGCAAGGAACUGGUCUUUUGUGGCCGCCGUCCAGCUGGAUGUCGAUCACGCCAAAGGCUCAUUGGAAGUGUUCAACGUGAAACAAUCAGUUUCCGGCAAAGUCAGCGGAUUUGCUGGUGCUUUUGUAAAUGAAGCCAGCCGUUUGCAGCAGAUACUUGUUGCCGAUACGAGUGUGGAUAUGACAUGUAUCCUUUUAAAAUGCGUUGAAGUGGACUGCGUAGAACAACCCGCUGCUGCUGUGAAAUGUAAUAUUAGGAAUUUCGCCGAAUUGAAAUAUCCUGUUGACGAAAAUGGGAUUGAAAAAGAUUUCCCAGUUGCUGUGAAGAUAAGUAGUCACGCUAGCGAAACUUUAGCGUUUGUAGUCACUAAAAGGGGAUACGUCCAUAUAUUUGAUUUCCGGGGCAUGUGCCAUCUGAAGUCUGUGAAACUUAAUGAUUCUGCUACUGACUGCAUUUUGGAUGUGGUACGAUCGAAAAGAGGAGUUACUGUUGUGAAUAACGAGGGACAGGUUAUCCAGAUAACUGCAACCUAUUCUAGUAUCAUUCCCCUCUUGUUGGAGAAGAAUAUGCCAGAUGCAGCAGUGCGAUACGCUUUGGCGCAUAGUAGCUCAUUACCGAACGAUGUGUUUAUGUCUGUAUUUUUGGCUAUUCUGCGUUCCGGCUCCAGUUUGGAUAGGCUUCUUCCAUUUUGCCAGUUAAAUAUGGACCAUCUGUCCGCCGCACAGGCACUUGAAGUUCUUAGGGAAUGCAUAGUACGGCUACAUGGCUUACCACACCUUCCUUUGAGCCAUUUUGCUGCAAAAGUUGGCGAAAAGGUCGGCGUUGAUAAGGUUGUUACAAUUUUUGAGCAACAUUCGGACGAGAAAAGAGUGUUUCUAUUUUUAAACACACUUUCGCCGGGCAAGAUGUCUGAAAGUGCUGUGAGCAGAUAUGUCAAGGCUGGAUUGAAAACUGAUCAGCUGAAGGCUUUGACACAUUUUGUUUCCAACAUAAAAACUCCUUAUCCGAAAAUUGUACUGGAUUGCUUGCUCAUGGAAAACGCUCCGCCGGCUGUUAUUGAUCCGCUUUUGGAGACGUUUUGCAUUAAGAACUCUUCGCUCAUUCAAUUGGUCAUCUACCGGCUGAAGAAUCGGCUUCCAGUGCGACUUCGGCCACUGUUAAGAGAGCUCCCUGGAGAGGAAAUCAUCGCGCAGCUUGAGUCAGUUUUGAAAUAUUUACUGGGCUUAAACGAUGAUUUAACGAUAUUGGACGUGAAUUUCGAUAUUGGAUUGACCGCCGGCAUGCUCCAAACCGUUCAGGAUAGCAUUUUGAAGGAACUGGAGCAGGACCAAAGCCAAAUUGCUGCUUUGCGAAAGUUUUUAGAAUUCCUAGUUGCAAAGGGUGUCACAGACCCAGCUGUACAUUCUCGUUUGGCCAAGCUUUACAUCGAACGGAAACACCUUGAAAAGUUAUAUCCGUUCCUCAGAAAUAAUAAAUUAUAUGAUGCGGUUGCCAUCGGUCAGUGGUGUGAGGAACAGAAUGAUUUCUCCAUAGCCCUGACAAUUUAUGAAGAGCGGAAUCUCAGUGAACACUUCAUCCGAGUUAGUGGCCAGUUGGGUUCGUACCGCCGUCAAUUGAGUCACCUUUUAAAGUCACGCAGUGAAAAUUUGUGGGACAAGGUUUUAAGCGCCGAUAAUCGAUUCCGGUUGGACCUUCUGACCACAAUGUUAGAAAUGACCGAGGGAGACGAAAACGCAAUCUACGAUGUUUUCGAAGAUGUUUCCGUACUUGUCCCAGUUAUUGGCAAAACUGAGCUGAUAUCGGAAACACAAGCAUUAAUCCGGAAACUGUUCAGAAAACACUAUGCCCCGGAGCAAGUUCAGUUUUUGCAAUUGUGGUCGCUCAGAUCGCUUUUGAAUGGAGAAUUAUCGGAAGAACAGAUGGAGAUAAUGUACGGUGAACAAUUAUAUUCAUACGAUCCCGGUGUAGUGGGUUCGGUCCUUCAAGAAGCAGGGAUGCUGCGAAUUGCAAAGAAGGUUUUUAUCAGAGGAAAGUGUUGGAAUCAGGCAGCACAGUUGUUGUCGUCUCAAAAAGACAUGGAUUUAGGCACGAUGAAAGAGUUGGCGGAUUUGAGUCGAGAUCCGAAAAUGUUAGCUGCAGUUGGCCUAACAUAUAUGAAAAACGGCGAACUAGUGUAUGCCUUGCGCUAUUUUGUGGAUGCCGGUUGUUUUACGGACUACAACUGGGUUUGUUCCAUGGUGCAUUCCGACGAUGCUUUCGCUGAGUGGGAAUUACUAAUCCAGUUCCUUGAGGGUGCACGCUCCAUUGCGAAGGAUUCAUGUAUUACUGUGACCUUGGCUCUUGCGUACGGGAAGACAAGCCGUAUCCAGGAUCUGGACAGACUUAUGUCGGGUGAUCUGGAGAUGAGCGUCCCUCGUGAUGCUAAUGCCUGCCGAAUCUGUGAAGAUCUUCCUAAGAAUAUCACAUUCGUUCCGUGUGGUCACAUGGUUGCUUGUGAAGGGUGCGCGAAAAAUCUGAAAGCAUGCCCAAUCUGCCGCAGCGUUAUUGAGCUUAAAGUUAAAACAUAUAGCGCCUAGUUUUUUGUUGCCUUUUUUAUGGUCUGCUUUUUUCUGUUAACAUUCCAUCUUUAAAGGCUGUGUUUCAGUUCUCGGGUUGUUCAGCUUUGCCCUACGCUGCUUAAUGCAAACUUGUAUAUUUUCUGAAAAUUGUGUAGUUCAUUGCAGAAGGUAUCAUUAGAUCCAGCCUAAGUUUUUAUGGAAGCGAGAAGUGAAUGAAGAUUACGGUAAUAGCAUGCACAAAA
Molecule: messenger RNA, 3765 nt
Organism: Paramacrobiotus metropolitanus
Lineage: Eukaryota; Metazoa; Tardigrada; Eutardigrada; Parachela; Macrobiotidae
Product: clathrin heavy chain-like
Exons: 17
Coding region: 440-3541 (1033 amino acids)
Biological process (GO): receptor-mediated endocytosis; intracellular protein transport
Cellular component (GO): clathrin coat of trans-Golgi network vesicle; clathrin coat of coated pit; clathrin complex
Molecular function (GO): clathrin light chain binding; structural molecule activity
Source: RefSeq, a predicted model, not a curated record